GCAAAGUUUCUUUUUGCACCCACACACCUUCUUCGCGGAGUAUUUCCAUUAAAGUAUCCAACCGCCGCAUCAGGAUGAUCUCUAACUAUAAUUUCUUCAUAUCCUUGCAAGCUACGGUAGCAACGAGUGUACUUGCUCUGAUGUAGAAAGCUAGUUAUACGUGUGUUAAAAUGCGGUAUUUUAGUUUUAGUACAUUGACUUUUAAGCAUUGUUGAAUUUUUGGCGAUAAUCCAAAAUAAUGAAUCAUCGAAUAUUCUUGUACCUUAUGCUUCUAAUUAUCACAGCAGAAUGCAGUUUGUGCAACGGUUGUCAUCCCAAUUCGAAGGAACUUCACAUAUGCCUGAAUAUCUACUUGGAAAGGGAUUUUCCUCACAUUGAGACCAUUCUAAAGGGACAGCAGAAGGGAAGCAGAUACGGAGGAGGAAGAGUUCUUCUCGAAGGAACUGAUCUACAGAACUAUUGCAGACACAUAGAAGGUCUGGAGGAGUGCUACAAACGUCUUCUGCCUGAAUGUGACACUUAUUGGCAACUCGACCGAUAUUCACGGAUGAUGAAAGUUCUGCAUGCAACUCAUUCUCAUCUUUGCUUGAACUCUACAAACAACCUUAGAGAUCUCCUUCUGAAUAGUGUUUGCCUCACAAGAGCCAAAGCCGUCCUUGAAAAUUGUUCCAGUCUAGGAUUCGAAUGGGUCAAAACAUGGAAAGAAGUGUUACGCAUGCAAGUCGAUCCUGUGGAUCGGUGUCGAGGAUUGAAUGCUUAUCGAUCUUGUAUUGCUAACAAGUUACAUGACGUGAUCUGUGGACUGGAAGCUAUUCGCAUUUAUGGUGGGCUUAUUGAUGUGUGGCUUCGAGAAUGGUGCAACAAGGAUUCGACUUCUGAAAGGGAUUUGUCAUAUUUGUACCUGUCUGCCAAAGGUACUGGAUGAAUGUUCCUGGUGUAUUGUUUGCAAGAAUGAAGACAAUGUUGCAAAAAAUAAAAUUAUCAGAUUUAUUUUUA
Messenger RNA from Stegodyphus dumicola, 996 nucleotides. RefSeq lists its product as uncharacterized. Lineage: Eukaryota; Metazoa; Arthropoda; Arachnida; Araneae; Eresidae. The record is from RefSeq and is a predicted model, not a curated record.